This is a messenger RNA of Sturnus vulgaris (Common starling), 889 nucleotides long. RefSeq names its product collagen triple helix repeat containing 1 (gene CTHRC1). The record is from RefSeq and is a predicted model, not a curated record. Lineage: Eukaryota; Metazoa; Chordata; Aves; Passeriformes; Sturnidae.
UUCCAGUAUAAUGGCAUGUGCUUACAAGGUCCCAGUGGUGUUCCCGGACGGGAUGGAAACCCGGGAGCCAACGGGAUCCCUGGGACACCUGGGAUCCCGGGCCGGGAUGGGCUGAAAGGGGAGAAGGGCGAGUGCAUGCGUGAGAGCAUCGAGGAGUCCUGGACACCCAACUUCAAGCAGUGCUCGUGGAGCGCGCUCAAUUACGGCAUCGACCUUGGCAAGAUCGCGGAGUGCACGUUCACCAAGAUGCGCUCCAACAGCGCUCUCCGCGUGCUCUUCAGCGGCUCCCUUCGGCUCAAGUGCAGGAACGCCUGCUGCCAGCGCUGGUACUUCACCUUCAACGGGGCAGAGUGUGCUGGGCCACUGCCGAUUGAAGCCAUCAUAUACCUAGAUCAAGGGAGCCCAGAGCUGAAUUCUACUAUUAACAUACACAGAACUUCUUCAGUGGAAGGUCUGUGUGAAGGGAUCAACGCUGGCUUGGUGGAUAUUGCCAUCUGGGUUGGGACGUGCUCAGAUUAUCCACGGGGAGAUGCUUCUACUGGAUGGAAUUCAGUCUCCCGAAUCAUCAUUGAAGAACUGCCAAAAUAACUUGCCUCCCUUUUUAUAAGACCUUUUUUUAAAAAAAAAAAUUUGUACUAUUUUUUUCAGAAUUUAUUUCUAUAGAGUUGGAUGCAAGUACUGGACUGAAAGGCACCAAAGCCUUGCAUCUGUAGCCUUUGUCUUGUUUUGCACAUGGCAGAGGCUUUUUAUAAUAAUCAUUUUAGAAUAUAAAUAGCAAAACCAAGUUCACUAAUGUUUUAUAUUUCUUUUUUGAUGUAAUACCACCACUGUUUUUAGAAUUAACCAUAACAUUUUGUAUCAAAUAAAUAAGACCUUUUACAAAACAAAA